Messenger RNA from Phytophthora nicotianae INRA-310, 509 nucleotides. RefSeq lists its product as hypothetical. The transcript has a single exon. Lineage: Eukaryota; Oomycota; Peronosporomycetes; Peronosporales; Peronosporaceae. The record is from RefSeq and is a predicted model, not a curated record. Bases 86 to 415 code for a protein of 109 amino acids.
CGCUGUGAGCUUCAAGAGACGUAAGCUCAUUUCUGGAUUAGCUCAAGUCGUGUCAAGUAACCCAGCGCAACUACACAAAGUAGGAAUGUUCUCUGGAGGCUUCAAGCUACAGUGGAUGAUGGUGGCAACUGUGGCAUUGACGCUAGUGGCGGCGACGACAUCUUGCGACGUCACUGGCUCAGAGAGCUCUUCGGCCUCCGGAUCGGUCGAAGACUGGAAUGAAGCAGGCACAGAUGUCGACGGCGAGGGCGAAGAAACCACCUUUGACCCGCUGGAUGUUGGUGGAAAUGGUUAUGGUUACGGUCAAGGUCAAGGUCAAGGUUGUCCGGAAGAUGCGCUGUGGUGUCCGUCGUUGGGCCAAGGACUAUCCCGCGACCCGAACAACAAUUGCGAGUUUCCCCCGUGCCCACCCUGAUGACAUUGCUUCUGAUAAAAACUGCCAAAAUACACUCUGCUCUGGCAAGUACAAACGGACUAGGCUCGAAAUAAUCGAUCGAUAUGUUUCUUCC